Notodromas monacha is the source of this 3387-nucleotide messenger RNA. The record is from the annotation of a GenBank genome assembly. Lineage: Eukaryota; Metazoa; Arthropoda; Ostracoda; Podocopida; Cyprididae.
GUUUUAUGCAUUUUUUGAAAGGCUCUUGGUUUCUUCGUCGGAUAAAUAUUGUCUAUGCGUCGUGAAUGUGACAUCGCGUUUAUAGACGGAAUAAAAUGGAAGACAGGCUGUCGUCAGAAGGAAGCCAUCACACCCACGGUGACCCACCGAGCUUCCAGGUACGAGCCCGGGUUCAGCACCACGGAAUCCUCGGCAAACGGUCUUUCUCGUCAGACUACGGUUCCAGCGGACUCGGCUUGAACCCGCCGUUUCACGGCCCGGGUUCCACGGGAUCCGCCAAAUGGGCCAAGCGAUUCUUCGUCGUCAAGGACAGUUUUUUGAUGUACUAUGCGGAAAGUGAGAGGAAAAGCUUUGAAAAAAGAGGCGGCACUGGAGGCUGGUUCAACAUGAGGCCGAAGGGUGUCGUGCCUUUGGGCGGUUCGAGCGUGACAACGUCUUCCGAGAUUGGGCAGGAGUACGUGAUACAUAUCACGAGCGACGAAUUCCAACAUGGUCAUUUGAUGUUGGCUGCGGAAACAAGAUCUGAAAUGGAGCGAUGGGUGCAGGCAAUUGGAGAAGCAAGCAGAAUUACCUGGAACAACUGCCAGUUGGCAGAGACGAUGCUCAGAGACCUUGAGAGCCAGGGUUACGCAUUGAACAAGGAAAAACACAUUUAUUAUGAACGUUUGCAACAAGAGACGGAAGCGUUAAGACGGGAAAAAGACAAAAACCAGGAAUUGGAAGAAGUGAACGAACGCUUGGACCAAGAGAAACUCAAGUUGGAGAAAUCGUUUGAGGAAUUGAGAGAACAACUGGCCCGGGUUCAACAAGACUACGAAGACGUGUCCAUGGCCAUUUCCAUCGUAGAAGAAGAUCGUCAGAGCCUGUUGAAAACUGCGGAAAAACUCCAAGCAUCGUUGAACGAUCUGGAAAAGGAAAAGGCGGAUAUUUUGCUGACGCUUGACGAAGCCGGUGCUGCCAAAUUGGAGAAGCGACGUGGCGACAGUUACCUUCGAGAAUUGCAAGCGUGUCUGGACCUGAUUGAGGAAGAGCGCCAGGUUUUGCUACAGGAACAAACGGAUAUUCGAUCAAGAUGCCAAACGAGUGAAGCGAGGAAACAGAGAUUGGAAGCAGAACGGACUUACAUAUCUGAUCAAUCGGAUAAACUCAUGACAUAUUCUGCUCUCAUGUGCAAACCGGAAGCGAGUCCGGAUGCCCCAAAGCGUGAUUUUGAAACUGCUGCGUUUUCCCUGGAAUCUCUGGAAUCGAUUUUGCUCAAGACGUCGAAUCUCAGUGACCAGUUCAAAAGUGAAAUCGCACCGAAAUUGUUUAAGUUGAAAGAUUAUUUUAAAAUGCCGCAGUGGAGGAAAAAAGUACCGGAACGUGAAAUUGAUGCAUCGGGCGUUGCUCAAUCGAUGAAUGAUCUGACAUUCACAACACCACAGAAGGCGAAUGAUGAGAAAAUGAAUCAAGUUCGGCGUUGUCAGACAAUGCGACUAACUAAAACCGAACCAAAGAAUACAUUGACUGCGUUGGUGGCUCGUAACAGUCUGCGACGGGAUCCAAAGUUACCAGGAAAGUACCAUACGAUGAAACUCUCAAUGAAGAACAAGAAGGCCGGGCGAUCGACGAAUGGAGCCCCGCAUGCUGAUGCUCUCACGGAUCUUUCUCUGGCCGGCAUCAAGGAAGUGAACGGGGUUCACAAAGGAGAAAGUUAUUGUUGAUUCCUUUUUUUUUAUUAUUAUUUAUCCCGAAAUGCUCCGUGACAAGUUUUGUUAGAAAUGGGACUUUCGGAUAGUUGAUGUCUUAUUCCGGAAUUUUAAGGUAUUGAAUCGCUGUGGUAAUUUCCAUGACGCCUUUGUGUAGGAUUCUGGCAGAAUCUGGAACUUUUAUUUCGAAACAAACUUAAUACUGGAUGUACAAUUUUAUCGCCUAGAAGCCCUAGAUUUUUUCUUCUCAUGACUGACGGAGAGUUGAGAAGGGGUCUCAUUGUCUAAUGCUCGUUCAUGAAAUAUUUUUCCAAAGUCUACCACUUUCAAGGCAUGACUGUAUGUUUUUCUGGGUAAAAUUAUGUUGGUCGUACAUAUAAUAUUGACAGUACAGUCAAACCCCGUUAAGACACCCCCAAUAAGCCGCCACCUCGGCAACCGCCAAUUUAUUUUGAAAUACAAAUCUUCUCUGAUGGUAGAAGCAUUGGAAACCCUAUUAAAAUUUCAUCGAUAGAAAUUGUUGAGAACUCGUAUUCCUGUCACUUAAUUUUGUCUUUGAUUGCCCACUGACGUAAUUCAAGUUUCUGAUGUAAAAUAAUUAUAGAUGGCAUAAUUUAAUUUUUGGGAGCCUUAGCUAGGUACUGUAUAAUUUACAAAGCCCAGGGUUAUUUUGAUUGUUUUCUAGAAGAGUGCAAAUUUAAUUUUCAAUUAUGCCCAAUUUUCAUAUCAUUCCAGCAGUUUUGAUAAACCACCAACCCCCUUUGAACUGCCAACCCUUUCACAUCACAGGAAACAAAUGGUGACAGCUGAUUGAGGUUUGACUCUUGCUCAAAUGCUGAUUGGUGACAUGGUAGUUGGUACCAAUUUCUCCUUUCCUGCACAUUGUAUUUCAUUGUUUUUUAGUUUCCUUCACAACCUACUGUAUUUACUGCGUGGUGGUACUUAGUCAGCCAAUAUGUGGUACAAUAAGCAUGUCUGCAAAGCAGUACUAUUCAUAUAACUUUCAGAGCCAAGGCUUCCUUCUUUUCACAUUCGAAGGUCAGGUACUUGUAAAAUAAAAUACGAUACAUUGCAUUGAAAGCUCUUGACUAUCCGAUUGUCCCUUCCACCCGGAAGUUUUCAACAACAAAAAAGUGUGCAAAAACAUGACGACGAAAAUUGUGUUGGUGCAGUGUUAAUUGCGGGAAUUUUCAGCAUUCUUUUUCGUAUUCCAGAGAGCUUAAGCGAUUUAUUUUUUUGUACGUUGAGGGUGAUAGAUAAUUCGGACAGGGAUGCUUGCAAGUGAUACUCUCCUGGUAAACGGAACGUAUUGGAAGUUCAACGACAGAGCGAUUUCAACGAGGAGAAUCCAAUGGAAGGUUGUCGAAGAGGGCUUCAGCACCAUUAUUUUGUAUUCGUUGCUCAUUUUGUAAUUCAGUGGCUAUUCCGGGUAAUGGCAUCGUUAAUGACGAGAGGAGCAUUUAUGGAGUUGCAACUUUCAAUGUACCUGCUAUAGUGACCAGGUGUCAUAUUCUCUGGCAAUUUUUAUCUCCUUGCAAGUUGUGUGCUAGUGAUGUGAUUUCAUCUAGGGAAGUGACUAAGACUUCCUCAGGGAAAAAAUGCCUUUCUUUUUAGUUCAUCCAGACGAUAUUGCGAAGAUGAAAAGUUGCAUUUGAGCAGUUGACCUAGAAAUGCAUAUUUAUUUCUUCCUGUUGCAACA